This is a messenger RNA of Rhinopithecus roxellana (golden snub-nosed monkey), 4001 nucleotides long. It is a transcript of the gene WDR17, whose product is annotated as WD repeat domain 17. The transcript has 31 exons. Bases 57 to 4001 code for a protein of 1314 amino acids. Gene Ontology annotation, molecular function: protein binding. The record is from RefSeq and is a predicted model, not a curated record. Lineage: Eukaryota; Metazoa; Chordata; Mammalia; Primates; Cercopithecidae.
CGGCUUCAGCACCUUUCUCUGUCCGUCGCUGCAGCCGCCUCCUCCUCCAGGCAAACAUGUCCCAGGUAAGGCAAGUGGGAUUGCUGGCUGCUGGAUGUCAGCCAUGGAACAAGGAUGUGUGUGCUGCCGGCGGAGACAGGUUUGCAUAUUGUGCGACUCUGGCUAUCUAUAUUUAUCAGUUGGAUCGCCGUUAUAAUGAAUUCAAACUUCAUGCAAUUAUGUCUGAACAUAAAAAAACAAUCACAGCAAUUUCUUGGUGUCCACAUAAUCCUGAUCUGUUUGCAAGUGGCAGUACUGAUAAUUUAGUGAUCAUUUGGAAUGUUGCAGAACAAAAAGUCAUUGCUAAACUCGACAGUACAAAAGGGAUCCCCGCCUCUCUUAGUUGGUGCUGGAAUGCAGAGGAUGCGGUGGCAUUUGUUUCCCACAGAGGCCCACUGUUCAUUUGGACCAUCUCAGGACCAGAUAGUGGAGUGACUGUACACAAAGAUGCUCAUAGCUUCUUGUCUGAUAUCUGUAUAUUCAGAUGGCAUACAAACAAAAAGGGGAAAGUUGUGUUUGGUCAUAUUGAUGGAAGUCUAUCAAUUUUUCAUCCAGGUAAUAAAAAUCAGAAACAUGUUCUGAGACCUGAAUCCCUUGAAGGGACAGAUGAAGAGGAUCCCGUUACAGCCUUGGAGUGGGACCCACUGUCUACCGACUAUCUUCUAGUGGUUAAUUUGCAUUCUGGAAUUCGCCUCGUAGAUUCUGAAUCACUUUCUUGCAUAACAACAUUUAAUCUUCCCAGUGCAGCGGCUUCUGUGCAGUGCUUAGCCUGGGUUCCCAGUGCUCCAGGGAUGUUUAUAACUGGAGAAGGUGCCUGCUUCUCCUUUGCCUUCCACCAUGAUUGUAAGUUUCCUGAGGCCUCCCCAGCCAUGCAGAACUAUUCUCAAGUGGGUGUUUUACGCAUUUGGAAUGUUUCAAGAACAACACCUAUUGAUAACCUUAAAUUAAAGAAAACAGGAUUUCACUGCUUACAUGUACUUAAUUCUCCUCCAAGAAAAAGGCUUUCAGUCCAAUCUCCAACCAAAAACCAUUGUACAUCCUCAACAAGUGAAGCAGUUCCACCCCCAACUUUGACACAGAAUCAAGCGUUUUCUCUUCCUCCUGGUCAUGCAGUGUGUUGUUUCUUGGAUGGUGGAGUUGGACUUUAUGAUAUGGGAGCUAAGAAGUGGGAUUUUCUUAGAGACUUGGGACAUGUGGAAACUAUCUUUGACUGCAAAUUCAAGCCUGAUGAUCCUAAUCUUUUAGCAACAGCUUCAUUUGAUGGCACUAUAAAAGUCUGGGAUAUAAAUACAUUAACAGCAGUGUACACAUCCCCGGGUAAUGAAGGUGUUAUUUAUUCCCUUUCUUGGGCUCCAGGUGGUUUAAAUUGUAUUGCUGGGGGAACUUCCCGAAAUGGUGCUUUUAUUUGGAAUGUUCAAAAGGGCAAAAUUAUACAACGAUUUAAUGAGCAUGGAACAAAUGGAAUAUUCUGUAUUGCCUGGAGUCAUAAAGAUUCUAAAAGAAUAGCAACCUGCAGCAGUGAUGAUUUCUGUAUUAUUCGAACAAUUGAUGGUAAAGUGCUACACAAAUAUAAACAUCCGGCUGCGGUGUUUGGUUGUGAUUGGAGCCAAAACAAUAAAGACAUGAUAGCCACUGGCUGUGAAGACACAAAUGUUCGUGUUUAUUACGUAGCCACCAGCUCAGAUCAACCAUUGAAAGUAUUUAGUGGGCAUACAGCAAAAGUGUUUCAUGUUAAAUGGUCUCCUCUGAGAGAGGGAAUUCUUUGCAGUGGUUCUGAUGAUGGUACUGUUCGCAUCUGGGAUUAUACUCAAGAUGCUUGCAUCAGUAUUCUUAGUGGACACACUGCACCUGUGAGGGGAUUAUUGUGGAAUACUGAGAUUCCAUAUCUGCUCAUAUCUGGCAGCUGGGACUAUACUAUAAAAGUAUGGGACACUCGAGAAGGAACUUGUGUGGAUACUGUGUAUGAUCACGGUGCAGAUGUAUAUGGUUUAACCUGCCAUCCCAGUCGCCCCUUCACCAUGGCCUCUUGCUCCCGUGACUCUACAGUGAGACUCUGGUCAUUAACAGCCUUAAUCACUCCUGUACAAAUAAAUAUUCUGGCAGACAGAUCUUGGGAAGAAAUUAUUGGGAACACUGAUUAUGCUGUAGAACCAGGCACUCCUCCUCUACUGUGUGGUAAAGUGUCAAGAGAUAUUAGACAAGAAAUAGAAAAACUAACUGCUAAUUCUCGAGUGAAAAAACUAAGAUGGUUUUCAGAAUGUUUAUCCCCUCCAGGUGGCAGUGACAAUUUAUGGAACUUGGUUGCUGUGAUAAAAGGACAGGAUGAUAGCUUACUUCCUCAGAACUACGGCAAAGGAAUAAUGCACUUGAAACAUCUGAUUAAAUUUAGAACAUCUGAAGCUCAAGAACUAACAACAGUCAAGAUGUCUAAAUUUGGUGGUGGUAUUGGUGUACCUACUAAAGAAGAAAGACUGAAGGAAGCUGCUGAAAUCCACUUGAGAUUAGGACAAAUUCAGAGAUACUGUGAACUUAUGGUUGAACUUGGAGAGUGGGACAAAGCCCUGUCAAUUGCACCAGGGGUCUCUGUGAAAUACUGGAAGAAGUUAAUGCAGAGGAGAGCUGACCAAUUAAUCCAGGAAGAUAAGGAUGAUGUCAUUCCAUACUGCAUAGCCAUUGGUGAUGUGAAAAAGCUGGUCCAUUUUUUCAUGUCAAGAGGUCGGCUUAAAGAAGCUCUGCUUGUUGCACAGGCUGCUUGUGAAGGAAAUAUGCAGCCCUUACAUGUUUCUGUGCCUAAAGGAGCUUCAUAUUCUGAUGAUAUCUACAAGGAAGACUUCAAUGAACUCCUGCACAAAGUCAGUAAAGAACUGGCAGAAUGGUAUUUUCAGGAUGGUCGAGCAGUACUAGCCGCAUGUUGCCAUCUUGCUGUAGAUAAUAUUGAGCUUGCUAUGGCAUACCUGAUUCGCGGAAAUGAACUGGAGCUGGCAGUCUGUGUGGGCACAGUACUCGGAGACUCUGCAGCACCAGCAACCCACUAUGCCCUAGAAUUACUGGCGAGAAAGUGCAUGAUGACUUCAAUAUGCUUUCCAUCUGUUGGAUACAGGAAUUUGGCAGCCGAUCUUCUCCUGAUGAUUCCUGAUAAUGAACUACAUUUAAUAAAACUCUGUGCUUUCUACCCAGGAUGUACUGAAGAGAUAAAUGACCUCCAUGAUAAGUGUAAGCUACCCACGGUGGAAGAAUGUAUGCAGUUAGCUGAGACAGCCCAUGCAGAUGACAAUAUAUUUGAAACUGUAAAAUAUUACUUGUUAAGUCAAGAACCUGAAAAAGCCCUUCCUAUUGGUAUUAGCUUUGUUAAAGAAUACAUCAGUAGUUCGGAUUGGACUUUGGAUACCAUAUACCCUGUUCUUGACAUAUUGAGCUAUAUUCGUACUGAAAAAUUGCUCUUGCAUACAUGUACUGAAGCUCGAAAUGAGUUGCUAAUAUUAUGUGGUUACACUGGUGCAUUAUUGGCUAUCAGAAGACAGUACCAAAGCAUUGUUCCAGCACUUUAUGAGUACACAAGUCAGCUAUUAAAACGUCGGGAGGUGUCAGUACCUUUAAAAAUUGAAUAUCUUUCUGAGGAACUGGAUGCAUGGAGAGCUUGCACACAGUCCACCAGCAGAUCAUUAGAAGGCUCUCCGUAUACACCCCCUUCUGAUUCACAAAGAAUGGUUUAUGCAACUUUAUUAAAGAGACUAAAAGAAGAGUCACUGAAAGGAAUUAUUGGACCAGAUUAUGUGACUGGAUCAAAUCUUCCAAGUCAUUCCGAUAUUCACAUUUCUUGUCUUACGGGAUUAAAAAUCCAGGGCCCUGUGUUUUUCCUUGAAGACGGGAAAUCUGCUAUCUCCUUGAAUGACGCUUUGAUGUGGGCAAAGGUGAAUCCAUUCUCACCUUUAGGGACUGGAAUACGACUCAAUCCAUUCUGA